CCCGAAUCAUAGUGCAUUAUACUGCAAAUUUUGAUAUUGUCUGUACAUUGAUUUCUUACUUAUCAUUUCUUUUUGUGACUCUUGCCAUUUACAUACACUAUCUCCACUCACAAAUUCGUCUCCGUUAUUAUUAUAAUUGUUUUCGUAUAAUCGUCAUAGACAAUACUUCAAUCAUACCUGCCCAACUAUAGAGCCGGCUGAUAGGACCAUCUUUCGACAAAUUCCAAGGUUGUUUCCGAACAAAGAGCUAUCUAGUGUUAACCAAACCAAAAGAUACCUCUUGAAAUGCCUCAAAUAAGUGAUUUUUCAUUCGACAACCAGACUUUCAACUCGCAACAGUUUAACCACAAUGAUGAUGAGACAGACAGCGGACGAACUAAUGAUGAGGACGACUUCAUGGGAUCCGAUACAAAUUCAGUCGUUCACAAUGAUUCAUCACUGGAUAUGCAACAAUUGCUUCUAAACUUUCAAGAAAAUGAGCCAAUCUUUGACAAUGAACUUCUAUACCCAACUCCGAAAGAAUCAGUUAUAGUGCACUUCAAAAACGAAAAGCUAGUGGAAGGAACAGUCGAGGCUUUGAUAACUUAUGUCACAUCGCCGGAGGUUCUUGAUUAUCAAUUUCUGGUCGACUUCUUUUUGACAUUUCGAACAUAUAUUGAUGCUCUCCCACUUCUUGAACUUCUUCUGUGUAGACUAUCAUGGUGUUUGAAGAACUCCUUAUCAAAUGAUCUCAAUCGUUCCUCUAUUGGUCGUUUGGUAUUGGUUCGAACAUUUGUUACCAUUCGACAUUGGCUAUUGAACCAUUUUCAAGAUGAUUUUGUUAACAACAAUCUCUUAAGACAGUUGUUCACUAAUACCAUUAAUGAACUCGCCAAAUACGAACAAUAUAUAGGCACCGACUUCAACAAUCUGCAGACCAAGAUUAUCAAAGAUUUGAAGAAAAAUUAUUUAACAAUGUGCUCUAUUUACUGGAAUCUCGAGAUCAUUGAAUACCCUUCAGAUAUGCUCCAUUAUACAAUAUCCUCGUAUCAUAAUUUUAAUAAUUCACGGCUUUCAACCGUUGGCCUCAGUCAUUUGAAUGAUCCAUCUACAAGAAGAUCGACAUUGCUAUACAUGUUCGACAACCAAAGUAGCUCCAACAUUCUGAGCGAAUCUUUUGGAAAAAAGGCUCAAAGCAGUGGCAGCUUGGCAAGAUCUCCACAGCUGCCCACUAAGACACCGCUAGAAACAUUUCUUUCCAAAAACUCAAAUCAAAGGUCUAAAUCUUUAUUCAAAAACGAACAAAACAGCUUCUUAUAUCCAAAGGCUUCUCUCAAUGCUUUGGAACUAGACCGGAAUAAGCUGAGGACAAACGAUUCUUCGAGUAUAGACCAAUUGUAUUCCAAUAUUUGCACAGUGUUCAGCAAUCAAGCUGUCUCAGGGUUUGUGUCUUUAGACAAGUUCAAUUUGGAAAAAAAUGCGACUGAUGGGUUUACAACUCGAGGCAACAUAGAAAUUUUUGAAGAUAGCAAAGUCAGCAAGAUCGAGUCUCUAGCAAAAGAAAUAAAUCCAAUAUUUCCCGAAAGUAAAGCCCCGGAAAAAAGAAGUAUUAACCAAAAAGUUGAAAUCAAAACUUUGACAAAAACAGCUAAGCCUUUCAUAUCAUCCCCGAAGCCUGAUCAAGCAACAAAACAAAAUAACAAAACCAUCUUGCAGCAAAAACAAAAAAGUAAGACGAAAAAAAGAAGUUUCCUCAAAUCCUUAUUUAACCAUCACGACAAAGAAAAUGUACCUGCGGGGUCAGUGAACGAUAGGACAAAAGCUGGAAGGGCGAUAGUCGAGCCAAAAGUACUGUUGACAAAUAGUGAAACCGAUUGUCAACGACAAGAGCAACAGCAAUCUCAAAAGCAGUGCCAAUCUGAAGUGAAACUUAGCUAUAGAACAGAGGAGUCAUCAUCCACUCAUAACGUAAUUGAAGACCUGGAGAAGACGAUCAACAUUAAUGAGAACAAUAUUGACUACCUAGAGGAACUUGUGAUAAGGGAUUAUCAGCUAAUGAUGCAGCUACCUACUUUCAAACAACGAUAUUCAAGACAGCUAAAGAAUUCAAACAGGAAAAGCGUAUUGUCGACAGCAAUUGACUUGGGUAAUCGUGAAUCUAAAUUUGAUCCCCACGAUUCACCUACCAAAAGCGGAAAGGAAUCCUAUAACAUGAACCACUUAGAGAAUUUGAUUAACUCAAAAAAUAAUACGCAUGGAUUAAACAACGUUGACGAAGCACAAGAGAAAUCAUUUCAGACCCCCCCUGAUACGAUGAAUUGGUCAGAGUCUUUAGAAAUUGAUGAUAGUCAUAAUGAUGUAUUUAUUGACAUGGGUGUCACUAACGAGGAGUUGCAAGAUGUAUCAGAAAUUGACUCUACCGUACACUCUAACGAUCAUCGUUUUCGAAGUUAUGGCGAGCUGCCAGUUCGUGGGAGGUCUAGUCUACAGGUAUACAGAAGUUCGUUGAAACAGUUACAUGCUCCCCAAAAAGGAAAAUGCAGCAGUGAUCCUAACUUGCCCAUUGGAUUGAAUAACAAUCGAAUAUCAAAUGGUUUUAGUGACAGAGAGGAAAACCGCUCUGUCGAUACUACGACUAAUAGAUUUUCUAUCAAUAUGAUAGGCAGAAGCAGCAUGAUAUCCAACAAAUCAUAUAUGACUUAUGACUCAGAUAUUUCUGCUUCUUCUAGAGGUGUUGCUUUCAAUAGUAUUAAUGCCGACAUGGACGAGAAUAAAUUAAGAAAGAAACAUGCUAUUUCAAAUCUCAGGGUAGAUAAUCAGUCUAUCUCAGAUACGGAUGAUGAAAGUUUAGGGAACGAAGAUGCCAAAAAGAUCUCUGAUGUUGGAAAUUUAAAAAAUGCAGAGAACCAAUCGACGACCUCGAUUGCCACUGCAAAGGCCUUAGAUAUGGAGAGCUUGGAAAUUAUGCAAGAACUACCAUUUUACAGUUUCAUCUCUUCAGAAAAAAGCACCAAUUCGGGAAUUUCAAUUUUACCUUCACCAACUCCAUCUCAAACUUGCUAUAAUGGUCUUUCUCAGACAGAUAUCAACGAACUAGCAGCUAUCCCAGAUGAAAAACUAGAUGGAGAUCCUUUGCAUUACACCUUGAGCAAAUUGAGAGGGGAACGCAAGAAACCCAAGGUGAUUUUAGGAUUGAAUGAUACAAACCAAGAUGUUGAUAUUGGUGAUGAAGAAACCCAUAGAAAACAUGCUGUCGCAAUUGUUUGUCAAUCACCCAUAGACAGCGAUUUUAGUGAAGCCAACGUUAACAAAACGUUGAAAGAUGACUGUUGUAAUAGUGACUACGAUUCAACUGAAGAAGCACGAUUGGAGAGACAAGUAAAGGAUUUGUACAUCUCAAAUAAUUCAGCGGAGAUGAAUAAAAGUAACGCUCCGUCCACUCCUUCCAAAAAUCAAAAACUAGAGAUGAAUAUGAUUUCAACCCAAUCCUUGGGAAUGACGAGAGAUAAUGGGAACACUCUAACUAGAGUAAGUACCGGAAAACUCUUAAAAGAUGAUGGAGAACGCUCAUGCUUUGAAAUGCAAUCAUUACUUGCUACACCUAAAGCUUUGAAUUGCUCGAAACAAAUUUUGAGCGUAACACAAAUUAUGCAAGGGGAAUUGCAUAUUCCGUUUAUUUUUAAAUAUGACUCAGAGCAAUUGGCAAAACAAAUGACAUUGAUCGAAAGAGAUAUUAUCAUGGAAGUUGAGUGGAAAGAAUUAAUUAAUUUGAAAUGGGAUCAGCCAAUAAGCCCAUAUAAUUCGUGGCUUAGACUUUUAUUAGAUCUUUCUGACAAAACUGGACUACAAAUGAUUACCUUGCGGUUUAACUUGGUCAAUAACUGGAUUAUUUCUGAGAUUUUAUUAUGCAAAGAUUUUGCUUUGAGAGUUUUGGCAAUUACUAGAUUCGUUCAACUCGCACAGACAUGCCGAAAAAUUCAGAAUUACGGCACUUUAUUCCAAAUUAUGUUAGCUUUGAAUUCGGAGGUUAUGAAGCAACUAAAAUCAACGUGGAUCAGAGUUGACCCCGGUACAAUUCUGAGAUUUAAGGAAUUGAAAGAUUUGACCUCUCCUAACAGUAAUUUCAAGAAUUACAGAGAUGAAAUUGAAAAAAUCGUUCCUUCUAAAGGAUUUAUACCCUUUUUGCCACUCGAAUUGAGUGACCUUACAAUGUAUUCUGAAAUGCCGACAAUAGUCAGUUCUAAACUUGAUAAUUCUACUGAAAUAGAUUCGCUGGAUGAAUUUGAAGACGGUAGUGAUAGUUAUGAGUUGGUGAGUUUUGAGAAGUUUACGAUAACUGGACAAACUGUGAAGAAAACACUAAGAUAUAUUGAGUGGGCUCGCUUUUACAGCUUUGAAGCCGACAAUGAUAUUAUUUCCAAAUGUCUGUAUAUAAGCUCUUUAAGUGAAGAAGAUAUGGAGUUGUGCCUUAAAGAAAUUGAGACAUAAAUAAUAUGAGCUUUUAACUAGUAAUGUACAAUAUAUAAGUUGGAUUAUAGAAACAUCCGUAAAAAAAAUCUGUUUAAGGUUAUAACUACGGGAUUUCCCAGAACUAUUUAUUUGACUCAAGUUUUGACACAUU
This is a messenger RNA of Pichia membranifaciens NRRL Y-2026, 4600 nucleotides long. RefSeq lists its product as hypothetical. The record is from RefSeq and is a predicted model, not a curated record. NCBI's taxonomy places the organism in Eukaryota, Fungi, Ascomycota, Pichiomycetes, Pichiales, Pichiaceae. Gene Ontology annotation, biological process: Ras protein signal transduction; positive regulation of GTPase activity. Gene Ontology annotation, cellular component: plasma membrane. The transcript has a single exon. Gene Ontology annotation, molecular function: guanyl-nucleotide exchange factor activity. The coding region runs from base 286 to 4467 and encodes 1393 amino acids.